Messenger RNA from Equus quagga, 3459 nucleotides. It is a transcript of the gene RNF212, whose product is annotated as ring finger protein 212. Gene Ontology annotation, molecular function: SUMO transferase activity. The transcript has 13 exons. NCBI's taxonomy places the organism in Eukaryota, Metazoa, Chordata, Mammalia, Perissodactyla, Equidae. Gene Ontology annotation, cellular component: synaptonemal complex. Gene Ontology annotation, biological process: reciprocal meiotic recombination; homologous chromosome pairing at meiosis; protein sumoylation. The record is from RefSeq and is a predicted model, not a curated record. Bases 2735 to 3364 code for a protein of 209 amino acids.
UGCAGCUUCAGCAGUGUUGGCAUCCACAAAUCUGUGAAUCCACUUCUCAGGUGACGUUUUCCGGUUCUCGGCUGCAUUGGACCAGAAGAGGGAGAAAGAACGCCCCAGGUUUGGGCUGGGUAUGCUGCCUGGAAGGACAAGGGAUGAGGAGACUGCCAUGUUGACGGGUCGGCGCUGGGCUCCAGGCUGGUAAAAAGGACGAAUGCGUGAUUUGUAAAGUUCCUUGUCGUACAGUGUUACUUUCAAAACACACUGACUCAGACAUCCAGGCGCUCUUCAUGGGCAUUGACGGUCUGUGUAAGAAGUACUCGAAGGAGACCUCGCAGGUGAGCUGUGCCGUGCUGUCUCCCUGCUCGGGAGAACUCCUGUCUGCCAGUCUGUCCUGGAGACUUGGUUUGUGAUGACCCAGGGUAAAUGAUCUCAAGAGAGCCCAUAUACUUCACACGGUCUGGAGGCCAGUCCCUUCUGAGAUGUGUGACCAGUUCCAUCCCACAUGUCUGACCUCCUUCAAGUCACUGGAUGGCCUGUGGUCCACCAGGCUGUCCAGGAAGCUGCCCAGGAGAGAAGGGAGCCCUUCACCCAGCCCCCAGCCCAUCCUGCUUCCCUCUCUUCUGUUAACAGUGCAGCACCCACUGUUGGCUGCCUCCUAGCCCUGACCACCACAGAAGAAAAGGCCGAGUCGGGGAGCAGCCAGAGCCACCUCCUGCUGAGGCCCUUCCCACGGGGCAGUAGGCCAAGAGAGCAUGCACUCACCAUGACCAUUCUCAGCCUGCUGGCUUGUCCAUCUGCACACCAUGGUCAGCCAGCCUGCCAAGACUGUCCCCUCCUCUGCGAGGCUGCUUUCUGGCUCCAACAAGGCCUGAAGCACCCGCAGUGUCCUGUUUGUCCCUCAUCGUCCUGGGAGGCUUUCCAGGGGGAUACACGGAUCCCCAGAAUGCAGCGUCGGCACAAGGCGAGUGCCAUGUGGGGAGGUGGACCACCUCCAUCUCCACAUUUGCAGUGGGACCCAGAAGCUACCCAUGUUUGUGACCUGUGGGAGGUCCUCACACCCACAACAUUCAGAACACAGGCAGCCCUACACCCGGAACGGUCUUGGUAAGGACGUGGCGUUUCCAGACGGCCCCGCAGAGCCUCAUGCUGUCUCAGGAGGAGGCAGGGCAGACUGUCCACCAUCUCAGACCACACGCCCUGCGAGCCACGGAGAGAGGACCAAGGGACAGCUGCGGAGUGACCUCCUCCACACCUCUGGGUCAUACCAUCUCAUCAUCACGUGCCUAUCUCUCAAAGUGCAAAGGUCACAGGGCAUUUGAUAUUGCAGCUCCUUAUUUAUAUCAACGUAUCGACUUGGUUUUUAAUGAAUUAGUAAAUAUCAGAUUUAUCUCAGUAUUAAUUUCUAGUAAGUAAACACUGACAGAUAAACCCACGUAAACAAAGCUUUUUCGACUCCUUGGUAGCGUUGAGGGUUCGAGCCGGCCUGAGACCACGCUGUGAGGGCCCAGGUCCCAGGGCCUGCCUGUGUCCAGCAUGAGGAUCAUGGCAGGUUCCUUCACUGAAACCCUCAUCAGAGGUCUCUGGGCCCCAGUCACCCUUCCUGAUGCGGUUCAUAACAUUAAAACUCUUCCUUUCUGAUGGCCUGAGGUCCCUUUCUCAUCUGCCUAGCUUCUCCCCCAAGACAGGGCUGGUCACCAUCGGGUCUGCAGACCAGGAGCUUGAUCGGAAUGUGGCUACCUGCACUGCUCUGCAAAGGAGACACGAAAUGAGGCAAUGGAUGGAGAGCGUCCUGUGACGGGCACUCCUGGCCGCCCCUCAGCACAGUCACCUGUGGCCUGCCCUGCUCCAAGACCAGGCCCCUCUGCCCGAGGAGGCUGCUCUGUCCCUCCACCGUGAUCAGUCGCUUCACCUUCAUUCUCCUGCUAGCCCGCAGGGUGCAGGCAGAGGAUGUGUGUGCGUGGUCAGCCCUUCUUUGGUCCCCAACAAACCUGGCUGGUCAGUGGUCCAGCAUAGCCUCUGGGCUUCCUCAGCCUUUGGGCUUUGUAAAAAUCUCAUCAAGCUGUACCUCUGUCUUGAUCCAAGAGGCAUGUUCUCUCUCAACCCGUUUUAGUUUUAUUGCUACCGUCUACACCCUGCCAAAGCCAGGGCAGCUUAGCCUCUGGGGCCCAACACCUGGUCAGAGUCAGGCCGACAAGCUCAAGGCCCAAAGGCUGGUCCCCACCCAGUGCAGAUGCGUGACGCAGGGAUGUGGGGUGCAGGCUGCUCCCGAGAUUGCAUGAGGCUCUGCAGGACUCCACUCUCAGUGAGAGUGGUCCCCUCUGCGGCCUCGUGUCCCCCCUGCAGGCCUCUCUCCUGGGGUCAGCUUUGCCUGUGGCCCUGUUCUUGCUGUAGCCUUGCCUUCCCUGUCACGUCUGUGCCAGUUGCAGGGGCCUGCACACCUGUUCUCACCACGGUCCUGGUUUAAAAACGGCUUGCCAGAGUAAAAACAGCCAUUUACCUGUGCAUAGGCCUUACUGAGCCCAGUGCCUCCACGGUGACGAUCCCAAGUGCCAGCUGGAGACAUCCUGUUCCUGGACGUCUAGGACAUCUGACCCUGGUCACUCUUGGACACCCCAGAACAGCUGACACUGGUUGUUCCUGGACACCCCAGAACGGCUGACCCUAUUUGCUCCUGGACACCCCAGAACAGCUGGCACUGGUUGUUCCUGGACACCCCAGAACGGCCAUCUCUGGUUGCUCCCAGAUGCUGAUUUCAGAAUUUCAAGAAAAACACAGGAAGAGACUGUUAACCUUCUAUAGAGAAAAGAUUUCUAAGUUGGAAGACUCCCUCCGGAAGUCAGUGCUGCGGAUCCAAGAGCUGCAGAGUAUGAGAUCAUCACAACAGACGGUUUUCAGCACAAUAAGAAAUUCAGUUUCAACCCCUUCAGCACAGCCACAUGGGUGUCCGUUCCUGCCACCGGACUCGUCCGCCUCUGAAAGAGUGGAGUCCAUGGAAGUUGACCUCACUCCUUCCCCACUGAGGAAACCUGAAAUAGCAGCUGGCCCGACGAGAAUCUCCCUGAUUAGUCCACCGCAGGAUGGACGCAUGGGCAGCGUCUCCCACGGCCCUCAGCACCUCGGCCUGACACCAGGUCACAGCAGCAUGCCACAGGCUCUCAGGAUUCCAUCGCUGCAGAUCCCCUGUAAGGGCCGGUCCCAGGGCCGGUCCCGCACUCCAGACCCCCAGGCACCAGGCAGAGCGGGAAGCGGGGGCUCGCCCAGCCUUGGGGGCCCCCGGGCCCCAGCCCCCCGGCAGCCCAUCAGCAUCUCAGGGCUGCUGCAGAGGCGGCACGCAGGGUCUGCUGCCGUCCGGGGGUUCGCACACGAGAGGUGAGCCUGCUCCUGCCUGUCCGCGGAUUUCAGUUCUUCAGCCUGCCUGCCAGCACGCCUGCGGUAGGCGGUAAAUGGAAUUGUAUGUUUUUGCUUGAU